Gymnodraco acuticeps is the source of this 1248-nucleotide messenger RNA. Its product is annotated as protein ANKUB1-like. Bases 9 to 938 code for a protein of 309 amino acids. The record is from RefSeq and is a predicted model, not a curated record. Gene Ontology annotation, molecular function: protein binding. The transcript is spliced from 3 exons. NCBI's taxonomy places the organism in Eukaryota, Metazoa, Chordata, Actinopteri, Perciformes, Bathydraconidae.
AGCCGGUAAUGAGGUUUCAGCUGCAGGUGGCACUGUACAUCGCUGCCUCUUCUGGUCACCUGGAUCUGGCAGGCUGGCUGCUGGAGAGAGGGGUGCAUGCUGACAAACCAGUCGGGGUCCAUCCGUACCGCCAGUGGUGCCAGCAAACCGCCCAUAGAGACACCGGAAAGUGUCCCAUCCACAUAGCUGUAGAGCGCAACCACCUCCUCAUCCUCAAACUCUUCAUCACCAAGAACCUUUUGAGCUUGACUUGUAGGGACCCUGGAGGUCGGGAUCCUUUGAAAGUUGCUAUUCAGCAUGGUAGCAGGGACUGUGUGCAAUACUUAGCAAACAAGCUGUGCUCAGUAGUGUCCCUGUCAAACAUAUCCCUACCCAUGCGUAUCUACCUCCAGAUAAAACGCUGGGUGAGUUUGGGGCAGAAAGGGGCAGCCUCCAAUCAAUGCCAGUACAGUGCUGCUUUCAGAGCCAGGGUGGGGGAUAAGUUGCUGGUGGAUGGUUUCAACCAGCCAUAUAUGUCUUCCAAAUCCAGGAAAACUGUAACAAUACCAAGCAGAGGAAUCAAGGCCAAAGCUUUGCAACCCUUGCCUCCCAUCAGCAACUUACUUUCACAUCUCCCCAGUCUAGGUGACUUUAAAGAGAUGCAAACAAAUCAGAAACAAGAUGUGAAAAGUAAGAAAGCUUGCCUAUUGGAUGGAAUCUGCCAGGAUGACAGCAGCUUAUUGAGAAGGAAAUGCAUACUGCCACCCAUUUCCAGAGACAGAGUUCCCAGGCCAACAUCUCCCCAUAUUCUGACUGCAUCUCUGAAGUCCAGCUCAACACCAAGAGAAAAAGCCACAUACUACUUGACCGUAGCCAGUAACUUUACAGAAAAGCCUUGGUUGAAGCAGCUGAGCAUUGCCCGGACCCUGAUCAGGAAGCGUGUCCAUACCAUGGCCUGAUCCAGAUGUGUUCAUCAUCAAACAAACUGCUGGUGGAUCUCCCAUCAGCUGCUUCAAUAACUGGACAACGAAGAAUCCUUCAGAGUGACAACUGAGGAGUGUAUCUCAGGCUUAGCAUGUUGUUGAAAUUAAACUUGUCUGUCUUUAUAUACGUAUAGCCAAGUAUCUUUAUUCUAUAGCUUUUUACACAAAAAGAGAUUGAUAGACGUACGUAUAUGUACAGAUUUAAAAAAAACUUGUUUUAAUUACUGGAAGUGAAUGAUUAAUUAAUGCAAUGUUGUGUUUAAUAAAAUCUAAAGGAGAGGGCCUU